Messenger RNA from Stomoxys calcitrans (stable fly), 1661 nucleotides. RefSeq names its product protein farnesyltransferase subunit beta (gene Fntb). The record is from RefSeq and is a predicted model, not a curated record. Bases 135 to 1418 code for a protein of 427 amino acids. Gene Ontology annotation, biological process: protein farnesylation. Gene Ontology annotation, cellular component: protein farnesyltransferase complex. The transcript has 5 exons. Gene Ontology annotation, molecular function: protein farnesyltransferase activity. Lineage: Eukaryota; Metazoa; Arthropoda; Insecta; Diptera; Muscidae.
GUUGACACCAACAAAAGGCAAAAUGUCAAUUUUUUGAUUUUGUGAGGAGCUGAGUUGCUAAAAAAUAAUUUAUUUUAUUAUAUUUCGUUAAAAUAUUUAUUCCAAUCUUAUAAAGAAACAAAUUUUAAACUACAAUGGAUGAUUUGCUGCUGGAUUUUCGUGAUUUCUCAUUGUUGGAAAUGUAUAAAUUCGAUGAUGAAAAAGUCUCAACGGUGACAUCCCGAGAACAGCAAAAGACAGAAAACUCUAUAGAAAAAUGUUUUGAUCGCUUUCUGCAACUGAGAUACUUGGAUGGUCUAAGAGUAACGAAAUUCUAUCGUGAAGAACACCAAAGAUUUCUGGAGUGCAUGCUGCAUAGGCUGCCGCCCAACUAUGAAUGCCUGGACAGUAGUAGGCCAUGGUGCAUAUAUUGGAUUUUACAGGCGGCCCAUGUUCUUAAUUUUACUUUUGCCCCAGAGACUUUGGAGCAGGUGGUGGCAUUUUUGGAAAAAUGUCGCCAUUCUCAAGGUGGUUUCGCCGGAGGUCCUGGCCAAUAUGCCCAUUUGGCCCCUACUUAUGCCGCGGUUAAUAGUUUGGCUAUGAUUGGCACACCUAGUGCAUUUCGAGCUAUUGAUCGUGAUUCCUUGGAAAAGUUUCUAUUUGCAGUAAGAGAGCCGGAUGGCUCAUUUCGCCUGCAUGUAGAUGGGGAAACUGAUGUUAGGGGAGCCUAUUGUGCUGUUUCAGUUGCAAAACUAACCAACAUGCCCGAGCCAACAUUGAAGAAAUUAUUCAAUAAGACUGGAGAUUGGAUAGCAAGUUGUCAGACCUAUGAGGGAGGUUUUGGUGGGGCCCCAGAUCUUGAGGCACAUGGAGGUUAUACAUUUUGCGGUAUAGCUGCCUUGGCUUUACUAAACGAAGGCCAUAAAUGUGAUCAGGAGCAGCUAUUGAAAUGGACUUUACAACGGCAAAUGGCGUAUGAAGGAGGUUUUCAGGGACGCACCAAUAAAUUGGUUGAUGGUUGUUAUUCAUUUUGGGUUGGCGCCACAAUUCCCGUUACCCAGGCCAUAAUGAAUAAUGAUGGAAAGCCCUUGGCCAAGGCCCUCUUUGAUGUGGGAGCCCUACAGGAGUAUAUAUUACUUUGUUGUCAAAAAUCAAAUGGUGGUCUUAUAGACAAGCCGGGAAAACCUCAAGAUCUUUAUCACACCUGUUAUACCUUGAGUGGCAUAGCGAUUGCUCAGCAUUCUGAAUCUGCCGAAAUGCCAGCCGUCUUGGGAGAUCCUGCAAAUGAACUACAACCCACUCAUCCAUUGUUUAAUGUACCUCCUGAAGCUGUAGCUCAUACUACACAUUUCUACCAACAAUUAAAUAAUCUGCGUGCAUUUGCGCAAAAAGAGCAAAACGGUGAUGGUGAUGAUGUUGCUAAUGGAGAGACAUCUUAAAGGAUAUCAAAUCACUAGCCCCUAGGGUACAAACUCUCUCACACUUUUUUAUAUGAUAAUAAGAAACAGAAAUGUUAAAUAUUUUUUACCUACAUACAUUUUAUUAAUAUUAUUAUAUAUAUAUUGUACUUUUUGAAAGAAAAUUGGAAAUACGAACUCUCUAAAAUGCACCGAAGUAACAGAAUGUCCUUUUAAAUUUAAAACCCAUAUAGCAUUAAAGUGUGUGAUAUACAUAAAUGUUAU